Messenger RNA from Dicentrarchus labrax (European seabass), 2375 nucleotides. RefSeq names its product B-cell receptor CD22-like. The coding region runs from base 1 to 1806 and encodes 601 amino acids. The record is from RefSeq and is a predicted model, not a curated record. NCBI's taxonomy places the organism in Eukaryota, Metazoa, Chordata, Actinopteri, Moronidae. The transcript is spliced from 12 exons.
AUGUUUCAGGUCACCUGGAGAAGGAGCAGGAAGGAAAUUAGCAGCUGCUGGAACAAUCACUGUUGUUCUCCUGGCUAUCAUUUCCCUGUCUGUCUUCCUGUGGAUCAGGGACAGCCGGAGGAGCAGGAGGACCUUCAGUCGACAAGGGUCCACUUCUCCAACAACCAGGCAGAUCCUCUCUACUCCAACAUCAGAGCAGCUCGGCCCCUCAGACACAUGGAGCAACAAGAAUUCAUUGAGUACGCUGCUGUCAGCUUUAACAGGGCCAGUACUGCCCCGAGAACCAGAGACUUCUGUUCCUUAUUCACAUAUUCAGAUCUCCAGCUGCAGGUGAGCAGAUUAUUGGUCUACGAGUCUUAUAACUGGGUAGAUCUGAAGUGUCACAGCAGUUGUCGUCUACCUGAUCAUCUUCACUACGUCUGGUACAAGAAUGGACAGAAGACUUGGAGAAGAACAUCUUCAUUUUCAGUCUCUGUUUAUCCUACAGACAGUUAUUCCUGUGCUGUAGAAGGAUAUGAGAAGUUCCCCUCUCCUCCAGUGUAUGUUCCAAAGCUUCCCUCUGUGUCAGUGAGUCCCUCUGGUGAGAUAGUGGAGGGCAGUUCAGUGACUCUGACCUGUAGCAGUGAUGCUAACCCAGCAGCUUCUUAUACCUGGUACAAAGAGAAUGGAAAGCGAUACCUUCAACCUCUCAGUAAAGAACCACAGCUUGUCCUCAGGUCCAUCCAGUCCUCUGACUCUGGAGAGUAUUACUGUACAGCUGAGAACAAACUGGGAAAGAAGACAUCUACACACAUCUCUAUUAAUGUGAAAUAUGCUCCGAGGGUUCCCUCUGUGUCAGUGAGUCCCUCUGGUGAGAUAGUGGAGGGCAGUUCAGUGAAUCUGACCUGUAGCAGUGAUGCUAACCCAGCAGCUAAUUAUACCUGGUACAAGGAGAACCAAACACUGUUUCAAGGAACAGAAGGUAUUCAUCAUUUCACCUCCAUCAGCUCUGAGGACAGAGGGAUCUACCACUGCAGCUCUGAGAAUCAAUAUGGACAGAUCAUGUCACCUCCUCUAUCAGUAGAUGUCCAGUAUGCUCCGAGGGUUCCCUCUGUGUCAGUGAGUCCCUCUGGUGAGAUAGUGGAAGGCAGUUCAGUGACUCUGACCUGUAGCAGUGAUGCUAACCCAGCAGCUAAUUAUACCUGGUACAAGGAGAAUGAAGACUUACCAAAAGCAUCAGGACAGAUCUUCACCAUCCGACCUGAACACAGUGGGAAUUAUUACUGUGAAGCCCAGAACAGAAGAGGACGCCAUAACUCCACCUUACAUCUGAUUGUUGUAGCAGGAGCAGGAGGGAAAUUAGCAGCUGCUGGAACAAUCACUGUUGUUCUCCUGGCUAUCAUUUCCCUGUCUGUCUUCCUGUGGAUCAGAAAAAAGAGGGCUUCCAAGGAACCUUCUGAUCCUGAAGAGAGAGCAGACAACAGGGAACAGCUGAGAAUAGGACAGCCGGAGGAGCAGGAGGACCUUCAGUACGCCAGCAUCCGCUUCUCCACCAAGCAGGCAGAUCCUCUCUACUCCAACAUCAGAGCAGCUCGGCCCUCAGACACAUGGAGCAACAAGAGGUCAUUGAGUACGCUGCUGUCAGCUUUAACAGGGCCAGUACUGCCCCGAGAACCAGAGGUCAGGAAACUAGAGAGGAUCCAGCUGCAUUGUACAGCACAGUCAACAGAACCUGAUGAGCACAGCAGUCAUUAUAUUUAUAGUCUGAUAUUUCCAUGUGUCCUUAUAAAGUUUGUAUUUAAGCAGGUAACCAUUGAUUUUAUAUAAAUAUAUCUCUCAGGAUGGUCCUCUCCAAGAAUAUACCAUAGAGACAAUUAUAUAUCUUGGACAAAGUGUAUUUUUUUACUCUGCAUUGAUCAGCUCUGAACAGUGUCUUAUUUCAUGACUAAAUGCAUUAAAUUGUUGUGUAACAUGCUUUUUACAGCCACCGGAUACAUGAAAGUUCAAUAUUCAGAGACUUUUUUAUCUUUUAUAUAUUCAUCUCUAACAACUAUCCUCGUGCAGGUGGUAAAACAUACCUGAAGUAGUUGUUGCAACAGGAGAUGUGAUACCUCUCAGGCUUUGGAGCUCAUUUUAUAUCUGAAAUACUUUGUGAAUUACUCUUAAAGAUAGGACUCACAUGUCACACAUAUUGUUAGGAGUUUCAUCUAACUCAGUCAGUUAGGGGCUACUUUAGCGUGCAGGUGUUUUGUGAAUAUGGCCUCGGCUUUAGUUCAGAAGGAGGAGUUAAAGUGAUAUCCAACAUCAGUUUGUGAUGAAAGAGUCUCUGUCAAUCACAGUUAUUGAAAGUAGAACUGUGAGUGAUAAACUCAAAUAAAAACAGCUGGAUUGUAAAA